AGCAAAAUUCGAAUGGAAAGAGUCGAGCAGAAAAAGCCAUCAAGUUGUGUAUCUGGGCCCGUAACUAGUGCGUCACUCAAGGACCCACUGAAUGUAAUUGGGAUGAUAGUGACCUCUUCCUAUGGUCCAUUUGGAAGACUCAAGCAGAUUCAUAAUGGUAGUGGGGGGUGCGUUACUACAACCUCACAAUCCGCUGCCUUACUUAGUGGAUUGUCUCUCACCCACCCUGCGUUACACUUACUAGUUGCCUCCAUCCGUAAUCAUAUAUCUACCUUCAAUGAUUGUGGACUCUUUGCAGCAAUCCUUUGCUGCACCUUGAUAGACAGAUGCCUCCGUUUACCUGUAUCGGUCCACACAACGAUUAGAAUUAACAAGAGUCUAUUGGACAUGUGUUUGAGUUACUUAAAGUCAGAGGAUUGUGCUUGCAAAAUGAGUGUAGAUUUUACCCACAGCAAAUCUCUUCUUGAUCUAACGCGGUCCGUGCUAUGUAGUAAGCCAGCGUGCAUGAUGACCGUGAAAGAAGUAGAGUAUGUGAGCCUGCUCAUUGUAAAGGCUUUUCUCUACAAAGUCCCCAAUGAGUCUAAUCCCAAUCCUCUUUUAGGAAGAACUCUGACUGUGGCUGUUGAAGGACCUAGUGUAAUGGACUCUGCCUUUGUUCCUGGCGUGCUUACUGAAAUGCCAGCCUGCGGUUGGAGCCGACUAAUGCCUUUUUCUGGACUACCCUCACCCAACAUUACGUUAGCUUUGUUCUCAGUGUCUCUGUGCGGAGAAUUCAGUGAUACAGGAGAUGGCACGGUGGAAGUUAAGGCUGGUGUAGAUCCAGAAAAAGUCAUCUUGGAUCAGUUGAUUGCUUUAGGGAAACAGAUAGUGGAUGAUCAGGUGCAAAUACUUCUGUGUCAAAAAGUUAUCCAUCCAUCACUGAAACUGUAUCUAAAGGAACACGACAUCCUAGCUUUGGACAGAUUAGGAGCAGCCCUUAUGGAACCUUUAAGUCAAAUGACAGGUGCACGGCCUAUAGCUUCUCUUUGUUCAGUUUCUAAGGCUUCUUAUGGCCACCUCAAGCAGAUCAGUAAGGUUUCCUUUGGGAAUAAGCACUUCCUGCAUCUUCAGCCCUAUAACACUGCUGUGUGCAGUAUUGUGCUCUGUAACCGGAAUGAGACCUCCUUAAAAGAGCUUACGCGGACAUGUCAGACAGCUGAACACACUUUAAAUCAUCUUCUGAAGGAACCCUGUCUCCUGCUUGGCGGUGGCUGUACUGAAGCACAUAUAGCUGCUUACAUCCGUUAUAAGAGUUUAAUGAUUCAAAGCAGCCAUCUUGAGGAACUGAGAUGUUCAUCAUCGGAGUACAGUCUGGUGGCUGGCUGCUUCUGCUCCUCAUUAGAGGCCACGGCACGGUGCUUGGAACACGAUGGCGGGGAAAUUCUUACUGACUUACAGGACGGUCACUUUUGGUCUGUACUUCCUGAAGUCGGCGGAGAUACAGAAACUUUACAUAUGUGUGGCUGUCAGCUUUUCCAGAAGAGAGAGGGUCUUACAUGGACUGUAUUUGGGAGCCCAUAUCAGCCGUUCAGUCCCCGAAAUCACACACAAAUCUCUCCGUUGUUACCAACCAAAGAGACUCUGAUUUUAGAUAGCUUCACUGCAAAAUGUAAUGCUAUAAGGGUGGCUGUUGACACAGCUAGUCUGAUCAUGGAUCUGGUGUACGUUGUUAAAGAUGAAAACUGAUUCAACAAAAACACUUAAAAUUUCAACUCCUUUUCCAUACUUUUCAAUGCCUUUGUACCAGAAUAUGUCCAAUUUUUUUUUUAAAGUUAUAUAUUUGUACACAUGGGGGAGAUUUAGCAAAAUAUGUCCAGAGGAAAUGUUGCUGAGUUGCCCAGAUCGCUUCUUUAAUUUUUCAGCGAGCUUUAUAAAAAUGAAAGACUCGAUCUGAUUGGUUGCUAUGGGCAACUCAGCAACUUUUCCAAAUUUCCCCCAUGGUGUCCCUAAACAAUUCUUCUGAAGACUAAAUAGAUCAGUGGUCUUCAAACUGUGGCCCUCCAGAUGUUGCAAAACUACAAUUCCCAGCAUGCCCGGACAGCCGUUGGCUGUCCGGGCAUGCUGGGAGUUGUAGUUUUGAAACAGCUGGAGGGCCACAGUUUGAAGACCGCUGAAAUAGAUGUUCUAUUUUCUUCCUUCUCAUUGCAGUUUGGCUCACCCUUAUCAUUUUUGUUGGCUCCCUUCAAACUUGUUCUGAUUUAUAUAUUUAUUUGUGUAAUAAAUGGUGCACUGUUGUAAAA
This is a messenger RNA of Hyla sarda, 2279 nucleotides long. RefSeq names its product MKKS centrosomal shuttling protein (gene MKKS). The transcript is spliced from 4 exons. Bases 13 to 1725 code for a protein of 570 amino acids. Lineage: Eukaryota; Metazoa; Chordata; Amphibia; Anura; Hylidae. Gene Ontology annotation, cellular component: nucleus; cytoplasm; kinociliary basal body. Gene Ontology annotation, biological process: cilium assembly; developmental process; chaperone-mediated protein complex assembly. The record is from RefSeq and is a predicted model, not a curated record. Gene Ontology annotation, molecular function: ATP binding.